UCCUCGGCACACGACCCUACUACGACUCGCGGGGCAACGCGCGCAGCAAUCCGCGGGUAACACACUCGUUUGCGAGUCGCUCAAAACGUAUUAUUUUCCACCGCUAUUAUUAUUAUUGUUAUUUCGUUUUUGGGCCAAUCGCCAGUGAACCGUGCGGGGUUUUAGUAAUUUUUUCAAAUAAUAAUUUCUCGCCGUGUCCUAAAUCCGCCGAAUAGGUAUUAUACGAUUAUAUAUAACGAGCAUCUGCCUACCUAAAACAUAACCACACAAUAUUGUAAUAUUUCCGUGGACGUUGCGAUAGGCUGGAUAAAAAAAUCGAUAACACUGUGCGACGUAACAUGGUGAGCAGUGGCUGCAGUGGUAGUGCCGGUGGCAACGGCAACGGUAACAACAACAACAACAACAACAACGACGACGUGGUCGACAUAAACGUCAACAACAACAACAACGACGGCAUGCACGACGGGUGUUCGGCCGAUUCGCUGGACGUGCACAGCUCCGAAGACCAACGGUACAAGCCGCUGUUGGAGGCCAUCAAGGCCGGCGACUACGACGGGUUCGAGUUCGCUGUGGACAAGUGCGGCGGCGAGGCGCUCAGCUUCCGCGACGAAUGGGGCUACACGCCUGCCCAUUGGGCCGCGCUCUACGGCAACGCCGAGGUGCUCAGGUACCUAGUGGCCAGGGGCGUGACCGUGGACAUGUCGUGCUACGGGAUCCAGGGCUCCAAGCCGGUGCACUGGGCAUGCCGCAAGGGUCACACCGCCGCCGUCCAAGUGCUGUUGCAGGCCGGAGUGAACCCAAACGUAUCGGACUUCAAAGGCCUCACACCCUUGAUGACUGCAAGCAUGUUUGGAAAAACGUCCACGGCUAGUUUCCUGUUGGGUAUGGGUGCUUUGCAUCACUUGACCGACAUUAAUGGCGACACGGCACUGCACUGGGCCUCGUACAAAGGUCACGCGGAACUGAUAAGGUUAUUGUUGUACUCCGGAGCCGACCUGACCAAAGCCGACAAUUUCGGGUCCACGCCGCUGCACUUGGCCGCCCUUUCCGGGAGUGCGAAAUGCGUUGAAAUACUUUGUCAGAACAGUCAAAUAUCGUUACAACCCAGGGACAAAAAUGGCAAAACCCCAUUGGGCUUGGCUGUGAACCACAGGUACGAGGACAUCGCCGGGCUGCUGAACAGAGAGAUCAAGAAGAGAAAGAAAUGGAUGGUGCCUCUCCACAAAGCGUUAAAUGCAAUUUUUGGAAGUUCGGCGUAUUCGAAAGGACCUCUGCUGCUAUUUCUAUGUUCUUUCUUGAUUUGGUGGUAUCCUCUUUAUAUAUACAGAGUAAUACCGGCUACGUGGAACUUAACAAGAGGUUGUCACUACACUUAUCUAGCCUGGAAUAUUUUUAUGUGGAUAUGUUGGCUUACUACGAAACAUUCAGAUCCCGGAUUCUUACCAAUCGAUUCGGGGAGUUACAUUCAAACCAUUAGACAAUUACCGUUUUAUCCGUGUGAUAUGGGUACCAAAAGAGAUAUUCUGUCAAGACUUUGUCAUACGUGUCGCUGCGUAAGACCUUUGCGAGCUAAACACUGCAGACUGUGCAACAGAUGCGUCCAACACUUUGACCACCACUGUCAAUUUGUUAUCAAUUGCAUCGGACUCGGCAACAGGUCGUGGUUCUUCUGGUUCGUCAUCAGUCUAGCAAUGAAUUGUUCGUACGUGAUUUACUUGGUGUGCUGCACGAUCAAUGUAGACGGGUUCAACGUUUUUUACGUCCUAGCGCUUUUGCAAGCGUUCGCUUUUGGUGUUCUGAGCUGGGCCCUGACUGCGACGAUUUGUAUCAACGCAUUGAUGAAUUUGACCAGAAACGAGAUGAUCAACCAUAAAAAGUACACGUACUUAAAAAACAGCAGAGGCAAAUACUACAACCCGUUCUCCAGAGGCAUCGUAAUCAACGUUUUGGAGUUCUUCGGGUGUACGCAAAACAGGACGAACUUCGAGGGUGAUAGAUAUAAUAGUUACGAUUGAGGAGUAGGGGUAACAAACUAUAAAAAGAGAAAAACGUAGAUGCACAAUGUACCUACGUAAACUGCCAUCACUUUAAAGUUGAUUACCGAUUCCUGGGUAAUCACGAAGAGACGAAUCAAAGUAUGUCUUCAUAAUAAUAUCAACAAGACCGGAUCAUUUUUAACAAUAUUAUUCUGCCUCUUAAAUUUCUGCACGUUUAUUUUUAUAUGACAAAAUUAUUUUAAUAAACCAUCUUUAAUCGCAAUGUUUCAAUAAUAUUUAAUUAGGUUCAAUUUAAAUGCGACUAUUUAUGCAGAUAAUUUUACUUCAGUAUGUUCGAAAUAAAGACUAGGUACCUAUAUAAUAUAUUAUUAUUGUUAUUCAAAUGUUUAUUUUGCUACGUCAGAUCAUUUAACGUGAAUAUUUUUCACACAAGUUUCGCAUAAAUAAUAAAACUAUAAGCGUCUCAAUCGCUCAUAGUAUCGUGAAGUCCUGGAAAAAAAAUUCUCGAAUACCGAUGAAAAGAUGGGGCAAUGAUAACGAUGAUGAUGAUGAUGAGUUUGAGCUAUGCCUAUACCUGUUUUACUUUUUCAAACCAAAAAUAGGAGACAGCCUGUUUGGUCAUUCAAACACCGUAAUAGACUCUUUGCUUACUUUCUACUGGGCAACAGCUGUUGUUCACAAUAAAAUAUAUUAUAGCCAUUUGCAUACAAUAAAACGUGCGUUCGCCGUAUGUAUAUAAACUCGCGUAUUUUUUUCCCAGCAUUUACGUUCAGGUACAAUAGGAAAAGGAAGAAAGAGAAAAACAUUUUUGCAAAACAAAACUCACUUCUUGUGCGAUCUGUAUUUAUAUUUUUUUAUCUAUAAAUAUUAAAUAUAUAAUAUUAUAUAAUAUAUUUAUUACUAUUAUUAUUAUUAUUUUUUUUAAAUAUUAUUAUCAUUAAUUAUUUUUAUGUUUUUUAUAUUAUAUAAAAAAAAUAAUCACAAACGCUGAUUUGUACGUAUUAUAUUAGUAACAUAUUAGUAUAAUUUAAUAAUUAUUUAAUUAAACGUAUAAAAUAAAUUAAUAUUUGCUCAACA
This is a messenger RNA of Metopolophium dirhodum (rose-grain aphid), 3074 nucleotides long. RefSeq lists its product as uncharacterized. The transcript is spliced from 8 exons. The record is from RefSeq and is a predicted model, not a curated record. Gene Ontology annotation, molecular function: protein binding; palmitoyltransferase activity. Bases 339 to 2015 code for a protein of 558 amino acids. Lineage: Eukaryota; Metazoa; Arthropoda; Insecta; Hemiptera; Aphididae. Gene Ontology annotation, biological process: protein palmitoylation. Gene Ontology annotation, cellular component: Golgi membrane.